CAGUCCCCAGUUGCCCACAACUUCCACUUCAAUUCGGCACUCAAUUAGUUUCCCCGCAGAACUUCUUGAAGCAUAGUAGUUUCUAAAUCAAUCUCCCUAGGAAUAGGAGCUUGGCGCUCUGGCCUUUUACUUAUAUCUUCCAUAUUGUUACUUAUUAUUGCACACUCACUCUUCUUUUCUUGCAAAUGCCAGAGAACAUGAUAUCUGUGAAUGGUCAAACCCAAGUGCCUCCGGGAUUCCGGUUUCAUCCCACGGAGGAGGAGCUCCUCCAGUACUACUUGAGAAAGAAGGUCUCUUACGACAAGAUCGAUUUAGAUGUCAUUCGAGAUGUUGAUCUCAACAAGCUCGAGCCGUGGGAUAUACAAGAGAGGUGCAAAAUUGGGACAAGUCCUCAAAACGAUUGGUACUUCUUCAGCCACAAAGACAAGAAGUAUCCAACGGGGAUGCGCACAAAUCGUGCCACCGCUUCUGGGUUCUGGAAGGCCACAGGCCGUGACAAGGUCAUCUACAGCAACGGCCGGCGCAUAGGAAUGAGGAAAACUUUAGUGUUUUACAAAGGAAGAGCACCUCAAGGACAAAAAUCUGAUUGGAUCAUGCACGAAUACAGACUAGACGAUGAUACCGACCAUACCACCACCAAUGUAAUUAGCCACUUCUACGUCGCUGGGGAAGCAAAUCAGGAAGAGGGAUGGGUGGUUUGUCGGUUUUUCAAGAAAAAAGACUGCCACAAGAACCUGGGCAGCCCGAUGCGUUCCAGGAACCACAUGUUGAAUUCGUGCGAUGCAGCCCCGGAACAAGCUCUUCAUCAAUACAUGGGAGGAGUUUGCAAAGAGGACUAUUCUCAAGAAAACAACAAUAUCUCGAGGAUUCUUCGUCCAAUUGAUACUGGCUACCCAGAUGGAACUUUAAUGAAACUUCCAAGCUUUGAGAGCCCCAACUCCGGUUACUCCGCCGGUAGCCAGAACUGUUACCAACCGAUGAUCAUAGACCACGAUUGUCCAAUCUCAAACCAGGUCAGUAGUGAUCCCAACUCCGUUUUCCAUAUAGACUCAGGCUCGGGUCUCACGAAUUGGGUCGAGCUGGACCGUCUCGUGGCCUCUCAACUCAACGGCCAAACAGACACUUCCGGCCAAUUGGUCUGCUUUGGUGACCGCACCAUGGCCUAUUGCGGCCCUACUAAUCAUCUGCAUGAUCUCCAAUUAUCGACCGUUCGAUCAUCAUCCAACAAGUCUGAUCAAGUGCCUCCUCAGGAUUCAGGACAUGGUGAAAUAGACCAAUUGCAUUUCUCCACGUCAUCAUCAUCACCCAUGUCAUCGUCCGACUCAUUAAGCCAUGUGGUCAAUGCUAUGGGUAUUACGGGAAUGACAACUUAAAAUUAGCAUACCAUAGUUGCUUGGGGUUGGGGGCCCUUGUCAAACCAUUAUAAGCUUGUUUUGCUUAAUUCUAAUUUGUAUAAAACUAUUUUUUUUUU
Messenger RNA from Rubroshorea leprosula, 1471 nucleotides. The record is from the annotation of a GenBank genome assembly. Lineage: Eukaryota; Viridiplantae; Streptophyta; Magnoliopsida; Malvales; Dipterocarpaceae.